AUGCUUAAUAUUAUAAAUCUGAAUAGUUUAUUUCUUUGGACGCGGUUAACGAUACGAACGGAUGAACUGACACGAUUUGAAAAAUAAUUGGUGAGAGUGACAUUUUAUUUCCAUUUCUGAUAACCCAUUUAUUGAGAAAGGCUGUAGGAUCUAUACUAAUACCCUAUUCUUAAUAAGACACAAAAACUUAGAGAAGUUACGACCACUCCAAAAUCUCUAAUUAUCAAUCCCAUUUUCAAAAUUCCUUACACCUUCAUAAUCAUGCGAACGAGUCGCGGUCAACAGCUAGUCAUUUAUAUAAUUAUUGACAACAAAGAAAAGAUGUCUCGACAACCUUGUUCGCAACCAGUUUUUGACAUGACGUAACAUAAGUGUGUCCCCAGUACUUACUUGAUCGGCCAGCCGUGUGAUAGCAGUCGCAACAAAGAUGUCUGACUAAACAGACAUGUUUUUAUAAUUAUCUUUAAAUAAAAACAAAUAAAAUUUGAAGUUUGAAAAGACAAGUGCUAAAGUAUUUUUUCGUGCUGUGAUUUUUAAGAACCAUGCGUCUUCUUGUCAUCAGUGCUGUGCUGGCGCUGAGCGCGGCCCAAACUACUAUAGACCCCUCAAUUUUGAUCAACAUCUUCGGAACCCCGCCAACAACUCAAACUACAGCAACGCACAAGAAACUCGAAGAUAUUACAGUGAAACCAACGGACGCGACGACUACCUUUCACGACAAGGAUGGUCAGAGCUGUCAGUGUGUGCCAUACUACUUGUGUGACUCGAACAACGUAGGUGUGGACGUCAAUAAUGCCUCGGUCACCGGCUGGGGCGAACUUGACAUCAGGUUUGGUGAAGAGAACCCUCGUGAAUGUCAAGAGAGCGUGGAGGUCUGCUGUACAGUGCCCAAAGACCCACAGUUUGUGUCCAAACCCACGCCUGACCCCACGAAAAUCAGGGGCUGUGGGUACCGCAACCCUGAGGGCCUGAGUGUCAGGGUUACUGGAGAUGGUAACGAAGCUCAGUUCGGUGAGUUCCCCUGGGUGGUGGCUUUGCUGGACGCCUGGAACUCGUCGUACGCUGGUGUCGGGGUCCUUAUCAAUCCUGAGGUAGUGAUGACGGGAGCUCAUAUCGCUUCCAAAUUUAUUGGUGGUAAUCUGAAGAUCAGAGCUGGUGAGUGGGACACACAAACAGACAAGGAGAUCUACCCGUUCCAGGCGAGAGACGUCAAAGAUAUUGUUAUACAUGAAUCAUUCAUGCCUAAAAGCCUCAAAAACAAUAUAGCACUGCUACGUCUUGCCUCGCCAGUUGAUAUUACGGAACAUAUAAACGUCAUCUGCAUGCCAGAACAAGAUGAAGUAUUUGACAGUCACAAGAACUGCGUCGCCAACGGCUGGGGAAAGAACGUCUUCGGCUUAAAAGGACGAUAUGCUGUGAUUCUGAAGAAGGUGGAACAAGACAUGGUGCCGCACACGCGCUGCAACAACUUGCUGAAGAGAACCCGCCUCGGAACCAACUUCAAGCUUCAUAAUAGCUUCGUCUGCGCCGGCGGAGAAGAGGGAAAAGAUACAUGCCAGGGCGACGGUGGCGCCCCUCUGGCGUGCCCCACUGGCGGCAACAGAUACAAGCUGACCGGACUCGUCUCGUGGGGCAUCGGCUGCGGGCAGAAGGACGUGCCGGCUGUCUACACCAACGUACCCAAGUUCCGUUACUGGGUGGACGAUAAAAUGGCCGAAUGGGGUUUAGAAGCGACAUCCUAUAGGAUCUCCAAGUAAAAUAGGAACUUACAGCCCUCAUUUUAAAGGUUAUAUUACAACCAGCGCUUGCUAGUAACAAAAAUGAAAGCAGAAGUCUUUGAUUCAAAUAAAAUUAGGCUGUUAAGUAGCAGUUUUCUAAAUGUCAAAUUACAUUGGACAGCACCCAGUUUCGCCCUUCACCGCUUCCUAAGUGGGUUUGCUGUGAGAGAAGAAACGAAAAAAAGCAUCGUUUAAGUUGAAAGACAGUUGCAAGACAGUGUUGCUAGUUUUGUUGCCAGCUAGCGCUGGUUUUUUAAGAGUAACUGCAUAAUUAUGAGUUUAUCUUAAUACCUUUUUAUACCUCCACAAAACAUUUAAAAAACUAAGUUUUUGACUAUUAAACUAAAGGUUUUUUAUA
Molecule: messenger RNA, 2136 nt
Organism: Trichoplusia ni (cabbage looper)
Lineage: Eukaryota; Metazoa; Arthropoda; Insecta; Lepidoptera; Noctuidae
Product: phenoloxidase-activating factor 2-like
Exons: 9
Coding region: 543-1757 (404 amino acids)
Biological process (GO): proteolysis
Molecular function (GO): serine-type endopeptidase activity
Source: RefSeq, a predicted model, not a curated record